AUGGGCCGACAAAAGCAAACAACACCGCUCCAACGAGCUCCCUCCUCAGAUUGGGUACAUAUACCGGCGAAUGAGUCGGAGGUUUCUGAAAAGCUAGAAAAUGGCAGUGCAACAACUGUUUCACAGAGUGCUUACAGAAAAGUCACGACGGAACCUAUAGAGACUGCUGCCGACACCCCUGGUCUGACACAGCUUCUCAUCUGCGUCCUCGGUAUCUAUGCAGCAUUCCUUUCAUGGGGUGUUCUACAGGAAGCUAUCACCACAACUACCUACCCUAUUCAUCCUCCAUCGGCCGUAGAUCCAGAGCCAGCAACGGAGCGAUUCACCUACUCUCUUGUACUAAACACGGUCCAGUCUUCGUUCGCUGCCAUUACCGGCUUCACUUAUCUCUUUUUCUCUACACCCAAGGGUCAGAAUGUUCCAUCAAUCUUCCCUACUCGCGACAUUAUCUUUCCCUUGCUCCUUGUUAGCAUCUCUUCAUCUCUCGCAUCACCCUUUGGAUAUGCCAGUCUUGCGCAUAUAGACUAUCUCACCUUUAUUCUCGCCAAGUCUUGUAAGCUUCUGCCGGUAAUGAUCCUCCACCUCACCAUCUUCCGCAAAAAGUACCCGUUGUAUAAGUAUGGUGUCGUGUUGUUAGUCACUCUUGGCGUGGCCACAUUCACUCUACACCACCCCGGCACGAGCAAAAAGGUUGCUGCGUCAGCAGCGAAACAGUCUGGCUCAUCUGGAUGGGGUAUCUUUUUACUUUCUAUCAAUCUGCUUCUGGAUGGGUUGACAAACACUACCCAAGACCAUAUUUUCACUUCUCCAAAGCGUUACACUCGCUUUACGGGACCUCAAAUGAUGGUCGCGCAGAAUGUGCUAUCCACUUUGCUUACUGCUGGCUAUCUCCUCAUUAUGCCGCAUCUGUCUCAAAGUGGUCUUUUGCAUAAUCUUCUUCCGUUCCCUAUCCCUCCGUCUAAUGAGACGGAACUAUGGUCUGCGAUUUCGUUCCUCUCGCGCCACCCUGAGGCAUUGAAGAAUGUGCUUGGCUUUGCGGCUUGUGGUGCCGUGGGCCAGCUGUUCAUCUUCUACACUCUGUCUCGCUUCUCGUCCCUACUUUUGGUCACUGUCACGGUUACCCGUAAGAUGCUCACCAUGCUUCUCAGUGUGUUUUGGUUUGGCCAUUCCUUGUCGGCUGGGCAGUGGCUUGGUAUCGUAUUAGUCUUUGGUGGCGUUGGCGCUGAAGGCAUCGUGCAAAGACAGGAGAAGAAAGCGAAGGAACGGGCUAAAGCUGAAGCUUCAAAGAAGGAACAGUAG
Messenger RNA from Penicillium taxi, 1299 nucleotides. Its product is annotated as UDP-galactose transporter HUT1. Gene Ontology annotation, molecular function: UDP-glucose transmembrane transporter activity; UDP-galactose transmembrane transporter activity. The transcript is spliced from 2 exons. The record is from RefSeq and is a predicted model, not a curated record. Bases 1 to 1299 code for a protein of 432 amino acids. Lineage: Eukaryota; Fungi; Ascomycota; Eurotiomycetes; Eurotiales; Aspergillaceae. Gene Ontology annotation, biological process: UDP-galactose transmembrane transport. Gene Ontology annotation, cellular component: Golgi membrane; endoplasmic reticulum membrane.